AUCACGCCAUUGAGGAUUUGGUUUUAAUCAUAUCCAAAUUGUCCACUAACCCUUCUUAACCAUCCUCAUCAUUUUUUCAUUUUCCCCCAAAAGAAUAUUGCCAAAAAAACCCUAGAAUUUCGAUCCAUUCCUCAAGAACCCUAGAUUUUCAUUUGGAAUUCCUGAAUGUAAAACUACGACUAACCCUACUUUACUAGUAAUUGUUUUAUAGAAAACGAAUUAACGGUUUGUAGUGGAAGAGAUUGAGCGAUGUGCUCAUGGUUCUGCUAAUUUCUUCCUGAGAUUGCUGAAUUUAAUUGCGGAUGUAAUCACAUUGUUGACUCGUACAUUGGUUGAGAAUCUGAUUACUGAAUUGCAUUGUUUUUUGGGGGUCAAUUUUACGAGUGAAUAAGUUGCUGAAUUUUCGAGAACUUGAAGGCAUAUCAUUUUUUCGGAAGGAAAUUUGUGUUUUUCAUUGACGUGAGGAGGGGUACUGGGGAUUAAGGCAAUGAGAGGCGAAUUUGUGGGUGUGGAGAUACAAUGACCCUGAAGUCAUUGGGAUUACGUACCGGAAGUUAUGGAUCGCUGCAACUACAACAAUCAAAUGGUGUUUUGCAGAGUCAUACAUCCUAUGUCUUCCCACGGAAGUCAUCGAAAGUGCUACUUUCAAGUUACAGGGAAAAGGAAAGGGAAAGGUGCUUUCCAUUUAUUUGCAGAUACUUGUGUCGGGGAAAAGUUGGAAUGGUGAUACUGGUUGUCUUUGCGCUGCUGAUUUUUGCUUCAGGUUUCUUUACAGUUAGCAAAGAAACGACAGGUAGUUACAAUAGAGCUAUCCUUGAAGCUCUUCAAGAUUCAAAGACUCGUGGAAUAAAUGUUAUUAAUUCCCUAUCUUCAAUUCCUACUUCAAAGGAUUUUACCACGGACAGAGUUAGUUCUAUAGCACAGACUAACGGGAAGGAGAACAAUGGAGAAUCUCUUGCAUUUCUCGUAGCUUAUGGGGUUCAUCCAUGCAAAAACUUUACCAUUCCCCCUCCUCCUCCACGGAGCACAAAACGGUUUGGACCAAGACCUUGUCCAGUAUGCUAUCUAUCAAACGAGCAUGCUGAAGCAAGUAUGCCGAGUGUACCAUCAGCGUCUCCAGUUCAAAAUUUGACUUAUGUGCAUGAGGAGAACUCUACUAAAACUGAGACUCAUGGAGGUUCUGACUUUGGCGGAUAUCCUUCUUUGAAGCAGAGAACUGAUUCUUUUGAUAUAGAAGAGUCAAUGACGGUACACUGUGGGUUUGUUAAUGGUAGUCGGCCUGGCCGUGGAGGUGGAUUUGAUAUUGACGAAGACGAUCUUCUUGAGUUGGACAAGUAUCAUGAUGUCAUAGUUGCAUCUGCAAUAUUUGGAAACUAUGAUGUUAUACAAGAACCAGUUAAUAUUAGCAAUAUUGCAAAGAAGCAUGUUCCAUUCUAUAUGUUUAUUGAUGAGGAAACAGAAAAUUACAUGAAAAAUAAGAGUGUUUUAAAUAGCAGCAAGAUGGUGGGCCUGUGGAGAAUCAUUGUUGUCCGCAAUGUUCCUUACGCUGAUGCAAGGCGCAAUGGAAAGAUCCCCAAGCUUCUAUUGCACAGAAUUUUUCCCAAUGUCCGAUAUUCUAUUUGGAUUGAUGGAAAACUUAAGCUCGUACGGGACCCUUAUCAAGUUCUUGAAAGGUUUUUAUGGCGUGAGAAUGCAACCUUUGCCAUUUCAAGGCACUAUUCAAGAUUUGAUGUGUUUGUAGAAGCUGAGGCAAAUAAAGCUGGUGGGAAGUAUGACAAUGCCUCUAUUGAUGAGCAGAUAGAUUUUUAUCGCAAUGAGGGUUUGACUCCAUAUUCUGAGGCAAAGCUCCCAAUUACUAGUGACGUUCCUGAGGGUUGCGUGAUCGUUAGAGAGCACAUUCCAAUUACAAACUUGUUUACUUGCCUGUGGUUCAAUGAAAUUGAACGUUUUACUUCAAGAGAUCAGCUAAGCUUUUCCACUGUUCGUGACAAAAUUAUGUCGAAAGUUAGCUGGAGUAUUAACAUGUUUCUCGAUUGUGAAAGACGGAACUUUGUCAUACAGGCAUACCAUAGAGGAGUGUUGGAGAACAUGCCCCCUCCGCAACCUCGUAGAUUCGUAGUACGUCGACAACCAUCUAUUCGAACGUCACCAAUAAUACGUAAAGAAGUGGGGAGGAAAGUUCCUUCCAAGCGUGGAAGAGAUAGAAAGUCUGGUUCAAGGCGUCACCGCAAAGUUGUUGCAGGUAGCAGGACCAGCAAUUUUUCCUAAGGGCUUCUCCUGUUUUACCAAUCUUUCUCUUUCUCUUGCUUUCCUUUUUAUUUAUUUAUUUAUUUAUUUAUUUUCGGCCCACUUCGAUCUCCAUAUAACCCAUUACAGCAAGAUUCAUCAACAAUCAAGAAUAUAGAUAGAAGACUAGACAUACUUCUUGUAGGACAGUUAGGAAGUGAAGAAAAUGUCCAAAAGAAUAACCGUUUUUGUUUCUUGGAUAUUGUCAAUAUUGAAUACAUUUUUGUUUUUCUUUCCAAAUCUUGUAAAUACCUUCUAGGCUUUUAAUGAAAUUAUCUCACACACGU
This is a messenger RNA of Spinacia oleracea (spinach), 2573 nucleotides long. Its product is annotated as probable hexosyltransferase MUCI70. Bases 520 to 2268 code for a protein of 582 amino acids. The transcript is spliced from 11 exons. Lineage: Eukaryota; Viridiplantae; Streptophyta; Magnoliopsida; Caryophyllales; Amaranthaceae. The record is from RefSeq and is a predicted model, not a curated record.